Messenger RNA from Planococcus citri (citrus mealybug), 5956 nucleotides. RefSeq names its product arylsulfatase B-like. The transcript has 8 exons. The coding region runs from base 261 to 1928 and encodes 555 amino acids. The record is from RefSeq and is a predicted model, not a curated record. NCBI's taxonomy places the organism in Eukaryota, Metazoa, Arthropoda, Insecta, Hemiptera, Pseudococcidae.
CCUAAAUUACAAAUUUGUUAUAGAAAUGCGACAAUAAAACAUAUUCGAGAAGGGACGAACAUAAUAAAAAUUUUUGCUUUCGUGAAUGAACGUGAGAUGCGGUACCUCUACCUAUUAAAUACAAGUUCCUUCUUUUACAAAUUCAAAACCAGUCUUUAUUUCACCUUAAACUUGACCACGUGAGUGUCAAUUACAAUUCCAUGUUGAUCAUCGCGUUUUAUUCGUAGCUGGAUUUAGCUAAGUCGAGUUACUCGUAUACCAUGUUGCUGAUUUUGUUCGCGAUUUUUUAUAGUUUCAAUAAAUAUAUUUACUGUGAAAAUGUUAAUAAUGUGAACAAGAAAGCACCUCAUAUUAUUUUUAUUCUGGCCGAUGAUUUGGGCUGGAAUGAUGUUGGUUUUCACGGAUCUGACGAAAUUGCAACCCCUAACAUCGAUGCUUUAGCUUACAACGGUGUGAUUUUAAAAAAUCAUUACAGUGAAACAUUAUGCAGUCCUUCGAGAGCAGCAUUAUUAACAGGAAAAUACCCCAUUCACACAGGAAUGCAACAUAAUGUAGUGCUGGAAACGCAAGCCUCUGGUCUACCAUUAGAUGAAAAAAUAUUGCCACAAUAUUUAAAACCAUUGGGGUACAAGACUCACGCCGUCGGCAAAUGGCACUUGGGAUUUUAUAAAAAAGAGUACACUCCGCCGUAUCGUGGUUUUGACUCUUUCUACGGAUUAUGGAACGGAUAUCAUGAUUAUUACAGACACAACGUUCAAGCUUGGUUUAUUCCGUACGAUGGUUAUGAUAUGAGAAGAAAUAUGACUACUGAUUGGUCAGCCUAUGGCAAAUACACAACCGAUAUUUUUACCGACGAAGCGGUGGAUAUAAUUGAAAAUCAUAACGCUUCCGAGCCAUUAUUUCUCUACUUGGCGCAUCUGGCUCCGCACGCUGGCACUUACGAAGAUCCUUUACAAGCACCAGAAGAAGAAAUUGAUAAAUUCUCUUACCUCGAGAACUACGAUCGUCAACGUUACGCCGCCAUGGUUUCCAAAUUAGACGAAUCGGUUGGUAAAGUGGUCGCUGCUUUGAAAGAAAAUUCCAUGUUGGAAAACUCGAUUAUAGUGUUCGUUUCUGAUAACGGUGCUCCAACAGUAGGGUUGAUGAAAAAUCAAGGAUCUAAUUGGCCUUUGAAAGGAGAGAAAUCUACUCCGUGGGAAGGAGGUGUUAGAACAGUAGCAUUAAUAUGGAGUAAAUUAUUACCGAAGACGAGAAAAGUUAGCUCUCAACUCAUGCAUAUUUCCGACUGGUUACCUACAUUGUACUCAGCAGCGGGUGGUGAUAAGAACGACUUGAAUGACAUCGACGGUAACAAUUUAUGGGACGUAUUAACAGGUGCCAAAAAAGAAUACGUUAAUUACACCAUACUUCACAAUAUAGAUGAAAAAAAUGGCAAUGGUUAUGCAGCCCUACGCGAAGGUCCUUUCAAACUUGUAAACGGUACUUCUUUACUAGGAUACCUAGACAUGUGGUCUGGUAUUCCCCAAGAUGCAGUUCCUGAAUAUGAUACGAUUAAGAUAUUGCAUAGCGCAGCCAAUCAGGCGUUAAUCAAUGUAACUCGUCCGCUGACUUUUGCCGACAUUUUGACGUUGAGGAAUUUGACGAAAAUCUCGUGUAAUAUUCGCAGCAACGAUGUCCAGCAUCUCGAACCUUGUUUACCGAGAAAACGACCUUGUUUGUUUAACAUCGAGGAGGACCCGUGCGAAUACUAUAAUUUAUACGACAGUAGCGAACGAAUGAAAGCAAUACAAUACAAGUUGGAAGACAAGAUUAAUGAGUUCAGAAAAACCCUGGUUAAGAUUGAUAUAAACAUCGGAAAUACCUUAUCUAAUCCAGCUUUGUACAAUAAUACUUGGGCCAAUUGGGGUGAUAUCGCCGAAGAACGGUAGUCCAUCCAAACAACUCCUUCUAUAAGUACUGAUUUCCUCAGGUGAAGACGACUUUUUGAAAAAAUCACCAAUUUUCAAAUUUUAUGAUGGUGGACCUUAUAAGUAGAUAUCCGUCAAUUCCUCCAUUACUAGAAUUAUUUCAAGUGAAUGAGAGUAGAUCAUUCUCAUGCUGCGGUAUUGACACAUCGUAAAAUAAAACAUAAGAUAAACAAGUUGCCUAUUUUGAAAAUUGAAGGGGCAAAACACGUUUUCAAAAUCCAAUUGUAAGAGCCGAAAUCCAAUUUCGACGAUGAAAAAUGAACAAAAUCACCUAUUACGACUUUUUGCCUGAAUUUCAAAUUAGAGGGGCUACAAUAGUGAUUCAAUUUCGAAAAAAUAAUCAAAUUUUGUUACGAUCAUUUUUUUUUCUUACUCUAAACUCUGAAAUGUUUCUGAAGCUCGACAGUUUUUAAUUCGCUAGAAAUUUCAUUAAAUUUACAACUUUCGAGCUUCAAAAACUUUUUAAAUUUUAGAGUAAGAAAAUAAAAUGAUCAUAACAAAAUUCAUCAAAUUUUCAACGUAGCAUUCAUUUCCAAUUUCAUUUUUUUCAUCGCGAUUUUUUGAAAUUUACCAUUAUUAGAGCAGGAAAAUAACGUAAAAAAGCGGUGGCAAAAAGGAAAAAAUUGGCACAUCGAAUUUUUCUUUGGGAAUGUGUUCAGAUGAACCCCCUGAACUACAAAAAAAACCGACCCUCCUAACCCUGGAGCUAAUUUUUUUAGGGGGCUAAAACUGGUUUCGAUUCACAUUUUUUGCGAUUUACUCCGAAAAUAUUAGGUUUACGAUAAAAACUACCAUGACUAAAAAUGUCCCCCUUCAAAUUCUCGACAAUUUGAUACUACGCUCGAUACUCAUCUAUCAAGAGGGGUGUCUAAAAAUAGGGAUAGAAAGAGUAGGUGUUUCAAAAAAAGUCAGUCCAAUAAAUUAAUCAAUGUUACCACUUAAUAUCAUUCGUUUUUGCUCAAUUUUUUUUUACAAAAUCUACUCACCCAACUAUUAAUCACACCACCAUUGAUUGGUGUUCAACCCUCCCAAGAGGUUGGUGGGGGAUGCUUGAUUUUUCAAGUAACACACAACUGAAUCAUGUAUUUGAAAAACGAAUCUGGACAUGCGAUAUAUCGAAUAGUAUGUUAUCGAAGUCGCUGAGUACGAAUAUGGACUUAUUUUUUGUGUCCCCCCUACCAAUGUCCCUCUGUGCCCCAACAAAGGGGCAAAAAUUUCAAAAAAUCGUCAAAAAGUCGAGUGACAUAUCGAAUGGAAUGUUUUUGAGGUGGUCAAGCACAAAUAUGAACUUAUUUUUUGGGCCCCACCCACAAUGUCCCUCUGUGCCCCAAAGUAGAGGUCAAAUUUCGAAAAAUCGUAAAAUGUCGAGUGAUAUAUCGAAUGGUAUAUUUUCGAGGUCGCUGAGUACGAAUAUGAACUUAAUUUUCGUGUACCUUCUCACAAUGUCUCUCUUCGCCCCAAAAAGGGGCCAAAUUUCGAAAAAUCAUGAAAAGUCGAGUGAUAAUUUCGAGAUUCUAUUUUGAAAUAUUUUAUCAAUUUAUGAGUUUUUCUAGCCGAAAAAAAACAUUAUAAAUAGGUAAUUAAUUUCAUUCAAAUUUCACAUAAAAAAAUAAUUCGAGUGGCACGUACCUCGGAAAAAUUUAAAAAUAUAGAAAUUAGUUGGAUGAUAAUACAUUUUUUUUCGAUGAAAUUCGACAACACAGUGAAAAUCUUAGUUCUAUUUCAUUUUCUAUUGAAAAAUAAUCAAAAACUGGUAGGUGAGUGAGCGUUUCAAGGAAAAAUCUUGAGAUGUAAAAUGUUUUUUUUUACAAAAUGAGCGUUCAAACUUUUUGAAUAGAGAUCUCGAUAAUACCUCUACCCCUCCGCUUCUCCCUCCGAAAGUUACUCUAAUCAGUGUUUUUGAGAUGAAUUUUCAGAAUUAUUUCUGAAAUAAUGGUGUGAGUCUUUAAAGAAAAAGAUCACACCAUGUUUUGUCGUUAACUUUUUUGGGGCAGAGAACCAUUGUGCUUUGGAUUCUAAAAAUAUGUGUUCAGCGAUCUAGAAAACAUACUAUUCGAUAUACUCGUAUUUACACGAUGUUCAACGACUUUUCAAAAUUUUAUCCUAUUUAGAAUGGCGUAGAGGGGUUUUGAGAAACUGUAAGCAGAAAUCAAGUUCAUAUUCGUAUUCAGCGACCUCGAAAACAUACCAUUCGAUAUAUCACUCGACAUUUUACGAUUUUUCGAAAUUUGACCCCUUUCAUUGGGGCACAGAGGGAUAUUGUGGGGUGGGACCCAAAAAAUAAGUUCAUAUUUGUGCUUGACGACCUCAAAAACAAUCCAUUCGAUAUGUCACUCGACUUUUUGAUGAUUUUUUGAAAUUUUGGGCCCUUUGUUGGGGCCCAGAGGGACAUUAGGGGGUGGGACACAAAAAAUAAGUUCAUAUUCGUACUCAGCGACCUCGAAAACAUACCAUUCGAUAUAUCACUCGACUUUUCAAGAUUUUUCAAAAUUUCAACCCCCUUUUUGGGGCACAGAGGGGGGGCUUUGAGGAGUUGGACCCAGAAAAUAAGUUGGUGUUCGUAUUCAGCGACCUCGAUAACAUACUAUUCGAUAUAUCGCAUGUCCAGAUUCGUUUUUCAAAUACAUGAUUCAGUUGUGUGUUACUUGAAAAAUCAAGCAUCCCUCAUGAACCCCUGAGGAGGGUUGAAGACCAAUCAAUAGCGGUGUGAUUAAUAGUUGGGGUGAGUAGAUUUUGUAAAAAAAAUUUGAGCAAAAACGAAUGAUAUUAAGUGGUAACUUUGAUCAAUUUAUUGGACUGACUUUUUUUGAAACACCUACUCUUUCCACCCCUAUUUUUAGGCACCCCCCUUGAGGGAUGGGUAUCGAGCGUAGUAUCAAAUUGUCGAGAAUUUGAAGGGGAACAUUUUUAGUCAUGGUAGUUUUUAUCGUAAACCUAAUAUUUUCGGAGUAAAUCGCAAAAAAUGUGAAUCGAAACCGGUUUUAGCCCCCUAAAAAAAAUUAGCUCCAGGGUUAGGAGGGUCGGUUUUUUUUUGGUAGUUCAGGGGGUUCAUCAGAACACAUUCCCGAAGAAAAAAUUGAUGUGCCAAUUUUUUCCUUUUUAAAACCGCUAUUUGCCUGCUCUAUAUAAUUUGUAGCCCCUUCAAUUUGCAAGUUGGGCAAAAAAUCAUAAUAGUUGCUUUUGUUCAUUUUUCAAAGUAAUACCGACUUCUAUGGUCAAAAUUGGGGUUUGGCUCUUAGAUUUUGAAAACGUAUCUUUCCCCUUCAAUUUUGAAGAUUGGCCGUCAUCGUCCAGCUUGUGUCAAAUAUUGAACCUAAGUGCUAUAGCGCGAAAUCUGUGCCGAAUUACAAGACAUUCGCUGAAGAUGAAUUCGCAUUUUUUGCGACAUGGACCUAUUUGUGUCUUGCUAAAAAUUCCUCUCAUACGACCUACCCCUACAAUCUCUGACGUCGUAUGAGUUGUAACCAAAAUUCAAUUCGAGAAAUGAUAUUGAUAAUAAUAUUGCAAAUUAUUAAUCAACGUAUUAUUCUGAUUGAGUUUAAAUCUCCUCUACUUUUCAAAAAUACGUACGAUAUAAGAAUUCAUCUUGACAACAACGCAAGUCUUCCUUUUUGGAUAGGUACUUGCUAUAUUUUUUCUUCAUUUUAAUUGCUUUUUAUUUAUUUUGUUUUACUUAUUUAGUUUUUAUUGCAACCGCACAAAUUGUCCCCCAAAAUUCGUCUUCGACGCAUCAAAAGUACUUAUUCAUUCUCCCACAUUCCCACAAUUCCCCUUCAGAUAAUGUGAAUUAAGUACAAAGUCGUCACUAUAGGAUCAGGAUAAGGGGGAGCCAUAAUGUCGAUACUCCAAAUUCGAUAUCUCCGAAAAUUCAGCGAAGAUUAGUCGCUCAUACGCUUACGGAUAUAGUUAUAAAGAAAAAGGUGUUCUUAUUAUGUAAUAUGUAAAUUGAAUAAUAAUCGAAUCGUUCCUUGUUGUUUUUACCUUUGUAA